This is a messenger RNA of Apaloderma vittatum (bar-tailed trogon), 849 nucleotides long. RefSeq names its product protein phosphatase 1, regulatory subunit 8 (gene PPP1R8). The record is from RefSeq and is a predicted model, not a curated record. Gene Ontology annotation, cellular component: nuclear speck. The annotation marks the transcript as partial. Lineage: Eukaryota; Metazoa; Chordata; Aves; Trogoniformes; Trogonidae. The transcript is spliced from 6 exons. Gene Ontology annotation, molecular function: mRNA binding; protein binding; protein serine/threonine phosphatase inhibitor activity.
AAACUCAUCAUUGAUGAGAAGAAAUACUAUCUCUUUGGGAGAAAUCCUGAUCUGUGCGAUUUUACCAUUGACCACCAGUCUUGCUCUCGGGUCCAUGCUGCCUUGGUCUAUCACAAACAUCUCAAGAGGGUUUUCCUCAUAGAUCUAAACAGCACACAUGGCACGUUUUUGGGUCAUAUCCGUUUGGAAGCUCACAAACCCCAACAGAUACCCAUUGACUCUACCGUUUCAUUUGGCGCUUCCACACGGGCUUAUACUCUGCGAGAGAAGCCCCAGACACUGCCCUCAGCAGUGAAAGGAGAUGAAAAGAUGGGUGGCGAAGACGAAGAGCUCAAGGGCUUGCUGGGCCUGCCUGAGGAGGAGACAGAACUUGACAACCUGACAGAGUUUAAUACAGCCCACAACAAACGAAUUUCCACGCUAACCAUUGAGGAAGGGAAUCUGGAUAUUCAGAGACCAAAGAGGAAACGGAAGAACUCGAGAGUCACCUUCAGUGACGAUGAUGAAAUCAUCAAUCCAGAGGACGUGGACCCUUCUGUUGGGCGUUUUAGGAACAUGGUACAGACGGCAGUUGUCCCUGUUAAGAAGAAACGGUUGGAGAAUCCCGGCUCGUUGACCACAGACGAAUCUGCCUCGAGACGUAUGCAACUCAUCGGGGGGCUGCCGAUGCCCUACCCCAACCUCGCCCCAGAUGUGGACUUGACUCCCGUUGUGCCCUCGACGGUGAACAUGAACCCGGCUCCAAAUCCCGCUGUCUUCAAUCCUGAAGCUGUGAACGAACCCAAGAAGAAGAAGUAUGCGAAGGAGGCGUGGCCGGGCAAGAAGCCGACCCCUUCCCUGCUGAUCUGA